This is a messenger RNA of Amborella trichopoda, 4333 nucleotides long. The record is from RefSeq and is a predicted model, not a curated record. NCBI's taxonomy places the organism in Eukaryota, Viridiplantae, Streptophyta, Magnoliopsida, Amborellales, Amborellaceae.
CCCCAGCUCUUUAAAUUGUCCUUAAAUAAUGAUUAUUAUAUUAACUGGGUUAAUCUCUAGUUCAUACUGAGAUUAGUAUGCUCUGCGUCUGCCUAGCUGGUCUAGGAUCUCUCGCAUCAGAAAAUGUGGUAUGUACUGAAGGUUGAUUUCAAGUGAUGAUGUUAUUUCACUGUCAACGCUUUCUGUUGUUAACAUAACAGGAAUUCCGUUUUAGGCGAGAAGGCCGUGGUGGAAAUUUAUACUUUGUUAACACAAAAAGAAAGCUGGCCUUACCUUCUUUUCUAAUAUACAGUCAACAUAAUAGUCUAUUUUAAAAUGGCAAAAGAUACUGUUUCAAAAAUCUCUGUUGAUAAUACCCCUUCUUCUAGUUCUUAUUUUCGUCUUAUGUUUUCAAAACAAGAUUACCCAUUUGAAAUAACUUAUACCCCUGAAAAAUUUUCAGAAACCAAUUCUUAGUUGAUAACCCUUAUCAUGUCUAUGAUAAAUCUAGUUUAAAUUGGACCAAAAAAAUCAAAAAGUUGUGUGGAAAAAAGAACCCUGAAGCUAUAAAAGAAUAUGUUCAAGCCUUUUCUUUUGACCAACACCAAAUACCUGCUACCCAAUCUGAACAAUAUGUUACCUUAACCUUACCUAGUAACCUAUUCUCCCAAUGGCUUAGAGAUGGUUAUACCCACAUCCAUUUUGGCGCCAUAAAGCUAGCCCUGACUUUUCAUGGAAGAAAAAGUAUGGAAGCAGUUUUUCAAAUUGCUUUGUUGGAUUCUAGGUUUUUAGAAUACCAGCAUGCAUGCAUUGGAACUGUACAAACAACCAUGAACGCAUGAACCAUAUUUGCUACCUUCUUCCCAAACUUUAAUAUCCCUAUCAAAGACCCUCAUUUGAAUUCAGCUUUUAAAGUCCAGUUGCAAAUUACAGGCACCAAACAGAUUGAAACAGCCACUCUAGCUACACUCCAUUAUCAAAUGGUGUAUAGACUACAAAACCAUGCUUUUGAUAUAGUUACCCCUUUUUCCCCAGAACAAGAAAGCACAGUAAUGUUUAUUAAAGUUGAUAACAAUUCCCAACCUGUCUAUUAUUAUAUUCCUAGACAAAUCUCUCAAGAAAGGUCGCUUGAAUUAGUUCCAUCUACAUGAGUGACAAAUUAUAAAACUCUUCAAAAUCAAUGUCAGUCGUUGAUGCAAUCAUAUUCUAGAAUGACUAGAAUGCCAGAUGAAGUUGUGCAGAUAAAUUUUCAAAAUCAAAUACUAGCUGAGAACCAGACGAGAAAUAUUUCCAACUCAAUUUCAUGGAUUGCUUGAAAAAGUUCCUGUUGUUGCUUUUGAUAAAACAGGAAAGCCAGUUUAUGAACAAAAAACUUUUGAUGGCCAUAACUGGUUUGAUUCUUGUGAAUGCUCCACUUGUCUUUAAGAAGUUUUAGAUUAUUUUCCAAAAAGAAAAAGAACAAAGAAAAAAUCAUCACGACAAAAUCGUCAUCAAAGAUAUAUGGAGGGUGAUCCAUCUGUUGGUUUGCUUGGAGAAAGUUCAGGAAAGUAGGAUUACUAUGUGACAUAUGGUUGUUCAAAUAAAAAAUCCAAAUUCCCUGUUGCAGAAAUAGUUCCUUAUGGAUGGGAUGAUCCAGAAGAUAAAUCUUUAGCUGUUGAUCCACAAAGUUAAAAUUAUACCUCAAAUUUUCCUCCUUUACAUGAUUUUGAGAGACAAGAAAAUGAAAAGCAUGUAUGGAAAAUUAAGAAUCCCAAUGUAAUAGACAACACUGGUUUACAAAAGUCCAUUUCUCCAGCCGAAGCUAGUUUAAAUUGGCAAGCUGAGAAUGCCAAAUCUCAGAAUUUAGCACUACUUCGGAUAGAAGAAAAGCAAAAUGCAAUGUCUACCUAGAUGCAAGGAUUAUCAGAUAUUAUAGUUCAAUUAAAAGAAAGAAUUCAACUGUUGCAUGAAGAAUUGAUGCAUAUCUUGUAUACAGUAAAAGAUAUCAAUGAGCAAUCUUAUUUGUUAGUUCAAAAAGGACAAGAGAAUGCCUCCUUGGAAAAACAACUUCAAAGCCUUGAAAAAGACCUUUGGAAAUCGCAAUAUGAAUCUCAAUAUCUUCAGUAUCAAUACCAAUCCCAAUACCAACCCUUGUUACCAAUUCCACAUACCCAGGCUUAUCCAACUUUAAAAAAUCCAGACUCUUUUCCUCCCACGAGAACUCUUUACCCAGCCACUGGUCUCAUUCCUCCUAGAAAUUAUGGUUUCAGACCAUUAAGGACAUUUGAGCAGGAAAGACAAUUUCUCGAAGCAAUGUUUUUUCCCCAAUUGAGAAAAAAACCAAAUAUGCACACCCCAUCUUCAUCUCAAUGUUCAAUUUCUAGUCCCCAGACAACUCCACCACCAAUCACUGUCCAUCCUUCCACUGGUUCCCAAAUACCAAAACAAGAAACCCAAAUGUUUCAAAAUUUUGACACUGAAUCAGACGUUGUGGCUUCUUCUGUUCCGGCUCAGAUGAAUAUUCCUUCUAGACCGUUAAAUGAUAUGAGUUCUUUUCUUAAGAACUUAACAAAAGAGCCUGAAGUUAAUCUUCAAAAUGAAACCCAGUCCUCAGAUGAUAUGACUGAUACAUCUGAAACAUUUAUUGAAGAUACAUCUUCUUCUAGUAUGGAUUCUGAAUCCUUAUUGAUGAUGAAUCCUUCAGAACAGCCAUCUGAACCUGACCCUUUAAUAGAAGAAAAUCUCAGACCACCUAACCACCAAGAACCUCAACGGAUCCCCACAUAUGGUGACUCCUCCAAAGGCUUUACAAUUGAUGACAUUCCACCAUCUUGAUGGAAUGACAGAUUUAGAGAAAUCCAAGGAUGGAUGCAUUAUGAAAUGCUAAAUCCGGCUAAUUCUUUAACUGGUACAAUUUCUAAAGUCAUUGUUAGAUUAAGAGGAAGACUUUUUAAUUAGUACAUAAGUCUUGGAGAAUACAAGUAAAUACAGUUGCGAAAUAGUGAGUCCAUUAUUGAAUUUCUUAAUUAUCUUGUUGCAGAAUUCUCAGGCCUAGUGAAACAUGAACAAAUCGUUGCAAGAGAAGAAUUUUUUCAACUCAAAUGUUGUUCAUUCAAGAGACAAGAUCUUGAAAAAUGCUUUUCAAAAAUGAAUAAGAGGUACCAUAAGAUAGGAGGAAUUGAUGACGUUAACUUAAAACAAUUUUAUCUUGAAUCAGUACCUCGGACUCUUGGCAAAGAAGCUACAAAGACUAUGGAAAAUCAGGGGCUUACUAUUCAAAACACCAGUUUUGGUGAAUUAUAUUGAUAUGUUCUCCAUGCCUUAAAAAGACUGUGCAACCAAGUUGAAUUUGUCAAAGAGAUGGAAAACAAUAAGCAUCUAUUGGGAAAAUCUUAUGAUGAACCAUAUCUCAAGAUCAAAUGUAGUUCAGAGAAACAAUGUGCUUGUCCACCAAAUUGGAAAAAUGACAAAUACCUCAAAUAGGUAUCGCUUUAUCAGUCGCUCUAGAGCGACAAGUGGCCUUAUCUUGAACAGUAGAGUGACAGGUGGCCUUGUCUUGAACAGUAGAGUGACAGGUGGCCUUAUCUUGAACAGUAGAGUGACAAGUGACUUUCUAAUCUAUGUCAUAGUCAAGGGGCAAUCCAUUCGAAUCAUAACUUGGUGAUGAAUGGUUGGAUGGACUAUGUGAGGGGCCCGUAUAAGAAUCAUCACUGGAGCUAUCAAUUGGUCCUUCAGGUGGUGGAGGAUGGUCAGCAAGCCAUAUAUGUAAUUGGUGUAGAAGGGCAGCACUUCGGGGAGUGUCAUCAUUCCAUAUUGUUGUUCCUGCAUAGACAUCCAAAGGAAUCCAUUCUGGCUGGAUUCUAUUAAUGUAGCACAUUGAGAAUUUUUAGCUCUUUCCAUAGCUCAGUUUGAAAUAACCAAAAAUUCAGGAGAUUAGAAUCAUACCAUCCAAUGGUUUGGAUAUGGGGGUGUUGGGUGAUGACAGUAUGUUCAGAAUAUAUCUGGGAUUGAAGGUCUAGGUGGAAGGCUAUAAUAACAUAUGGUCUGUGAUAAUAAUCAAAGGAAUCAAUCCAUUAAUUAUAAUGGUAAUGCUUUAAUAAGAACUUGUAAAAGUUAAAAGCUCUGGGGUUGGGAUGGACAUAAUUAUUCAAUUGUAGAAAAUGACAAUGUCUGAGAUAGGAUAAUAAUUUUCUCACAUGAAAAUUAAACAGAUAUGGUGGUUUUGGGUGAUAUACCAUAGAAAACAAAAGGCUUCUUUAGGCAUAUUAUAAUAGUGUCUGGUUUGGAAUAAGGAUAAAAAAAGAUAUGUAGGAUGGCAUCGAAUUCUUUGAAAACACUCUCCAUGAUUUCUGAUUAAUAUUUCAUGCAUUAUUUG